AUGCUUGUGGAAGAUUCUCAAACUGCUCGUGCGAUGUUAACGAAGAAAUAUGCGCACUGUCCGCUGAAGAAGCGGCCGGUGCUGGUUCGGGAGGAGCGUCCAGCGACGCCGCCCACUACACCGCCUCACCCCGCCCAUAUGGCUACACGACUUUAUUACGACUAUCAUUGUGAUAUGGAAAAUGAAGAACCAGAAAAUCUUAGUACAAAACCAGAAGAUUUAUCCAGAACCGGUAACUAUCCAAACAAAGCAACUUCACCUCUUGCGACCGCAGCUAUUAAAGUUGAACCAAAAGACUGGCCCCAACAGCAAUUGGACUAUUUAGCAACGUGUCGUGCCCGAUUGGAGCCUGUACCUACAGAAGUCGCUCGUCCUACACCACAAUACGCUUACUUACCGAGUCUCUAUCCAGCUUAUCCUUUAGAAGAGCUCUACCCCGCUGCGCCUACACUAUCGCCGCCUGCUAAUCCACAACUCUACGUUCAUUACUCGCCUGCCUCACCACCUUCUUCUUGUUCGCCACCACCUUGUCCAGAAGAUUUGCGUUCACCGGGAUCAGUCUCCUCUGACUCUGGAGUAUCUGUGUCAGCUCCACGUCGUCCUCGAUAUCAGUGUCCAGAUUGUGCAAAAUCUUAUUCAACGUACUCUGGUCUCUCGAAACAUCAACAAUAUCACUGUGCCGCGGCAGAGGGGAGUCUCGCAAGAAAAUCUUUUAGCUGCAAAUAUUGCGCUAAAGUUUACACGUCACUCGGUGCUCUUAAAAUGCACAUCAGAACACAUACUUUACCUUGCAAAUGUCACUUGUGUGGUAAAGCUUUCUCAAGACCAUGGUUACUCCAAGGACAUAUUCGUACCCAUACCGGGGAAAAACCUUUUUCAUGUCAUCAUUGUCGUCGCGCAUUUGCUGAUAGAUCAAACUUGCGAGCCCAUUUACAAACGCACUCGGACGUCAAGAAAUAUUCAUGCACAGGUUGCGGUAAAACGUUUUCACGUAUGUCAUUGUUAAGUAAACAUUUAGAGGGUGGAUGCGGCACGCCCGGAACAUCUCCUUAUGAAUACCGUCCGGAAGCUCUACCAACUACACAUACACAUCAACAACUUCCGCCACCUGCGACAAUUCAUGCUUAC
This is a messenger RNA of Brenthis ino (lesser marbled fritillary), 1128 nucleotides long. The record is from the annotation of a GenBank genome assembly. Lineage: Eukaryota; Metazoa; Arthropoda; Insecta; Lepidoptera; Nymphalidae.